AUGAAGCACCUCGCUGCGUACCUCCUCCUCGGCCUCGCUGGCAACAACGAGCCCUCUGCCAGCGACAUCAAGGGGGUUCUCUCCUCCGUUGGAAUCGACGCUGAUGAUGAACGUCUCGACAAGCUCCUCGAGGAACUCAAGGGCAAGGACAUCAACGAGCUGAUUGCCGAAGGCUCCACGAAGCUCGCGUCCGUCCCAAGUGGCGGCGCUGGCGGCGCUGCCGCUGCCCCGGCUGCUGGUGGUGCUGCGGCCGGCGGCGCUGCUGCGGCCGAGGAGGAGAAGCCUGCCGAGAAGGAAGAAGAGAAGGAGGAGUCCGACGAGGAUAUGGGCUUCGGUCUCUUCGACUAA
Molecule: messenger RNA, 348 nt
Organism: Cladophialophora yegresii CBS 114405
Lineage: Eukaryota; Fungi; Ascomycota; Eurotiomycetes; Chaetothyriales; Herpotrichiellaceae
Exons: 2
Coding region: 1-348 (115 amino acids)
Biological process (GO): cytoplasmic translational elongation
Cellular component (GO): ribosome; cytosolic large ribosomal subunit
Molecular function (GO): structural constituent of ribosome
Source: RefSeq, a predicted model, not a curated record